UAAACGUCUGUCUCCGGGCAGAUGUUUGACAGGUGUUUAUCCAUUGGCUGGAAGAAAAGUGCGGGAACUGGAUUCCCAAAUAUAAAGAAAUGUCUCUUGGAUUUAGCUGUCAGUCAGUGUGAUGAGGAGAAUAAGCCCAACUGUGCAUCUGGACCCAGUCUGUGAGGGAACCGGCCGAGCUGUGUGGGAAGCUGAGCUGUAUUUGCCUGUGGCCCCUCAGGAUGGGAGCGCAGCACUGCAGAGCUGUCAUCUGGGGGAAUGGAGGAAGAGGCGGGCCCGUCAACCCAAGUCAUGUGCUGCAUCCUUCCUCCCAGGAGGAGGUGGGAGCAGUUAACCCUUCAGGGUCCCAACAGAAGGAGGAGGAGAGGCCAUGAGGAGCAUCUGGACCAGCUGGCGAUGGGUCGGAAGAACUGCGAGGAGUCAUGGAACGGGGCGGAAAAGUCAGAGGUUCUGUUCACCCUGACGGAAGGUCCGAAGCCAGAGGACAAGAUGCAGGAAAGGGGGCAAUGGGGCAACAAGGUGGAGUUCGUCCUGUCGGUCGCCGGAGAAAUCAUCGGACUCGGCAACGUCUGGAGGUUCCCUUAUCUGUGUUAUAAGAAUGGAGGCGGAGCCUUCUUCAUCCCGUACCUCAUCUUCCUCUUCACCUGCGGGAUCCCGGUGUUUUUCCUGGAGACGGCGCUGGGCCAGUACACCAGCCAGGGAGGGGUGACGGCGUGGAGGAAGAUCUGCCCCCUCUUUGAAGGUAUCGGCUAUGCCUCACAAGUGAUUGAAAGCUACCUGAACAUCUACUACAUUGUCAUCCUGGCUUGGGCUCUGUUUUACCUCUUUAACUCAUUCACAGCCGAUCUCCCAUGGGCAAACUGCAACCACACCUGGAACACAGUGAAUUGUGUUGAUGACCUCAAAUAUUCAGAGAAUUACACAGCGUCCCCCAAUGCUACAUCCCCAGUUGUGGAAUUCUGGGAAAAUAGAGCCCUGGGUCUGUCUGAUGGGAUUGAGCACUUAGGGCCCGUCCGGUGGGAGUUGGCUCUGUGUCUCCUGCUCGCCUGGAUCAUCUGUUACUUCUGCAUCUGGAAAGGGGUCAAGUCUACCGGAAAGGUUGUAUAUUUCACAGCCACAUUUCCCUAUGUGAUGCUCAUCAUCCUGCUGGUCCGAGGGGUCACGCUCCCUGGAGCAUAUGAGGGAAUCAUGUUCUACCUGAAACCGGACAUCACACGGCUCGAGGACCCUCAGGUCUGGAUGGACGCUGGGACCCAGAUUUUCUUCUCAUACGCUAUCUGUCAGGGUUGUCUGACAGCUCUGGGCAGCUACAAUAGAUACAACAACAACUGUUACAGGGACUGCAUCGCCCUUUGUUUCCUGAACAGUAUAACCAGCUUCGUGGCUGGAUUUGCCAUCUUUUCAGUUUUGGGGUUCAUGGCACGGGAGCAAGGAGUCCCGAUUUCACAGGUGGCUGAAUCUGGUCCCGGUCUAGCAUUUAUUGCCUAUCCAAAAGCAGUGACCAUGAUGCCGGUGUCCCCACUUUGGUCUUGCCUCUUCUUCCUCAUGCUCAUCUUCUUGGGACUCGACAGCCAGUUUGUCUGCGUGGAGAGUCUGGUCACAGCCAUCGUUGACAUGUUCCCUGAGGUGUUUCGGAAGAAGUACAGACGAGAAUUCCUCAUAUUGGCCAUCGCUAUUAUCUGCUAUCUGUUAGGCCUCAUCCUCCUAACUGAGGGUGGGAUGUACGUCUUCCAGCUAUUCGACUACUAUGCAGCCAGCGGGACCUGCUUGCUCUGCGUUGCCAUCUUUGAAGUAGUCUGUGUUGCCUGGGUUUAUGGUGCUGACCGCUUCUAUGAUAACAUAGAAGACAUGAUUGGCUACCGGCCAUGGCCAGUGAUAAAGUUCUGUUGGUUAGUAGCCACCCCCGCAGUGUGCAUGGGGACGUUCCUCUUCUCCCUCAUCAAGUACACGCCCCUGAAGUACAAUAACCGCUAUACUUACCCACCAUGGGGCUACGCCCUUGGCUGGCUUAUGGCCCUCUCCUCCAUGAUCUGCAUACCAGUGUACGCUGCCUACAUCAUGCUGAGGACAAAAGGGCCAUUUACCCAGAGGCUGAAGCAGCUUGUCACCCCACACUCCGACCUUCCGCAGCCCAAGAAAUACCUCUCAGAAUUCAGCGAACCCCGGAAAAGUGGAGCAUUGGUGGUGAAGGCCAAGGAUGGUCUCAUCUCGUCAGAUAAGGAGACGCGCUUCUGGAUGGGUAAGACGGACAGCGACUCUGUGGAGCUGAACUCCCCGUGCGAGGCACGCCAAGCUGCCCCCAUAGAGACCCACUCCUCCUCUGCCAACGCCAAGAAGAAGGACGGCGAUGAUGACCGGGGCACCUGGAAGGGAAGGUUUGACUUCUUACUGUCCUGCGUGGGCUACGCCAUCGGGCUGGGCAACGUCUGGAGGUUCCCGUACCUGUGCGGAAAAAACGGUGGAGGUGCUUUCCUCAUCCCGUAUUUCCUCACCUUGGUCUUCGCGGGGAUCCCGCUCUUCUUCCUGGAGACGGCUCUGGGUCAGUUCACAUCCAUCGGUGGCCUGGGGGUGUGGAAGCUGGCACCCAUGUUUAAAGGUGUCGGCAUGGCCGCCGUGGUGCUGUCCUUCUGGCUGAAUGUUUACUACAUCGUGAUCAUCGCCUGGGCCCUCUAUUAUCUCUUCAAUUCCUUCUCCUCGACCCUGCCCUGGCAGAGCUGCGACAACAGCUGGAACACAGAGCGAUGUUUCUCCAACUACUCCCUGAACGACACCACCAACCUCACCAGCGCUGUCACCGAAUUCUGGGAGAGGAACAUGCAUCAGGUUACGGGCGGACUUGGAGAACCUGGGGAGAUUCGUUGGCCCCUCGCCUGCACCCUGGCGCUCUCCUGGGUCAUGGUUUACUUCUCCAUCUGGAAAGGAGUGGAGUGGACGGGGAAGGUGGUUUACUUCUCGGCUACCUACCCCUACUUCAUGCUGGUGAUCCUGUUUUUUCGAGGGAUCACCCUCCCCGGGGCCAUCGAUGGGAUCCGCUUCUACAUCACCCCAGACUUCACCAAACUCUCAAAGUCCGAGGUUUGGAUGGACGCCGCCACGCAGAUCUUCUUCUCCUACGGACUGGGGCUUGGAUCCCUCAUCGCUCUGGGGAGCUACAAUUCUUUCCAUAACAAUGUGUACAGAGACUCCAUCAUCGUGUGCGGCAUUAAUUCCUUCACCAGUAUGUUCGCCGGACUGGUCAUCUUUUCCAUCGUCGGCUUCAUGUCGCACAUUACCAAGAAGCCCAUCCAGGAGCUGGCGGCCUCAGGGCCCGGACUGGCCUUCCUGGCGUACCCACAGGCGGUAACCCAGCUGCCAAUGUCUCCCGUCUGGUCCAUCCUCUUCUUCUCCAUGCUGGUCAUGUUGGGUUUGGACAGUCAGUUUUGCACAGUGGAAGGGUUCAUCACCGCCCUGGUGGACGAAUACCCGCAAUUUCUGAGAAGCAGGAAGAAAAUCUUCAUCGCCGCCGUCUGUUUCGUCUCCUUCAUCGUCGGCUUUUCCAACAUUACCCAGGGAGGACUUUACGUCUUUAAGCUUUUCGACUAUUAUUCAGCCAGCGGCAUGUGCCUCCUCUUCCUGGUCUUCUUCGAGACAGUCUCCAUCUCGUGGUGUUAUGGUGUGGACCGCUUCUACCAGGACAUUGAGGAGAUGAUCGGGUACCAGCCCUGCUCCUGGUGGAAGCUCUGCUGGGCAUACUUCACCCCCUUUGUCUGUUUGGGCGUCUUUAUAUUCAGCGUGGUAGAGAUGACGCCCCUUACCCUAGGCCCAUACGUGUACCCGGCGUGGGGUCAGGGCAUCGGCUGGCUCAUGGCGCUCUCGUCUAUGGUGCUGAUCCCCGGUUAUAUGUUAUACCUGUUCCUGGUCUCAUCAGGCACCAUCAGUCAGCGCUUCCAAGAAAUGACGCAGCCGCAAAUGCAGCGAGUCAUGCAGAAAAACGGACUCCGUCCCCGGAUCAGCCUGGAUAGGGGCGUACAAGAGACACCAGGAGUGUAGCCUCCUCCAGAUCACAUGACUCCUUCCCCAUCUUCAUCCCUUUAAUUCCAGCCUCUGACAUCACAUCCUGUUCACUUACCAGUCUGGGUUGAAGAGCUUACACUUUGCGGAUCGCCCAAGAAUCCCCCUCCCUCCCCUGAUGAGCCGACCUUGUGCCUUACGGUGUUACCUUCUAUUCUUGAGAUA
Molecule: messenger RNA, 4215 nt
Organism: Hyla sarda
Lineage: Eukaryota; Metazoa; Chordata; Amphibia; Anura; Hylidae
Exons: 29
Coding region: 259-4029 (1256 amino acids)
Biological process (GO): neurotransmitter transport; sodium ion transmembrane transport
Cellular component (GO): plasma membrane
Molecular function (GO): gamma-aminobutyric acid:sodium:chloride symporter activity
Source: RefSeq, a predicted model, not a curated record